GAAUGCUCUUCCUUGCCCCGCGAAGAAGAUAAGCACAGGUGCUACAGGUCGCCGCGCCUCGCUGGCCCCGGUCGCCUCACACGACUCCGCGCCCCCCCUCCUCCUCCUACUCCCCUGCCAAUCCGGCGACCCCCCCACCCACCCCACCUGAUCGGCCGCCUCCCCCAGGCCCCUGCGCCACGCAAUCGAGCCCAGGCCCCGCCCCAGCGCGGGGUCCUUCGGCGCCGUCGCGGGCUUCGCCAUCGCCGUCGUCUUCGCGUGGAAGUUCCUGCGCUCCUCCUCGACGCCCAGGCCCCGCCGGCCCGCCGCCCCCAAGCGGCCCUCGGCCGCCGGCUCGGCCGCGCUCGCCCCCGACGGCCCGGCCGAGCCCGCCGGCGACUCUGGGACGCUGACGAGGCGGCAGAUCGUGGCGAGGCGGCUCGGUGGGUGCAGAAGGGUCACUUGCCAACUAAUCGGUAUUGUAUUUGAGGAGAAAACUCCCGAGGAGCUUCAGAACCAUGCCACUGUUAAGCCCUCAGUGGUGGAACUACUACUAGAAAUAUCCAAAUACUGUGAUUUUUAUCUGAUGGAAACUGUACUUGAUGAUAAGAGUGAGGAGAAUGCUCUUAUGGCUCUGGAGAAUGCCGGGCUUUUCAAGUCUGGUGGCUUGAUGAAAGAAAAGGUACUCUUUUGCAGCAGUGAAGUAGGCCGAACUUCGUUUGUUCGACAGUUGGAGUCGGAUUUCCACAUCGACGCAAGCCUCGAGAUAAUUUCCCAACUAUCUCGGUUCAUUCGGUGCCAGCUAUUCGUGUCCUCCAUGGAAGGAGGACAGCUCGCAGCCAAUGUAUUUAACUCCCCGAGCCUGGAGCAGUUCUUCUCUUGAGAAGGGCACCAAAACAGAAGGGGUUCACACUCUAUAGCGCAUCCGUUCUAGCUCCGAGGUGUCAGGCAAUUCCGUGAUGCCAGCUUCGCAGAAGAACCUCAGAAUAUAAAGUGAGGCAGGCAACCACUACUGCUGAUCAUGUCACCGCAGCUGUCGCUGGUUCAUUCAGUUGGCCUCGUAGUUGUGCUGUAGUUAAUAACAAUGGUAAGUUAGACUCAUGAGGUUGUUGAUCAUGGAGUGUGCCGAGGACGUUGUAAAUCGCAUGACACAAAGCACUGUCCUCUAUAUAAAGAGAAGUUUCUUCACUGGAGCUUCUGCGGUCGAAUCGGCUUGUGUAUCUAACUGUGGAUGAUGGUAGUAUCUGCAUUCAUAUUCCACUGAGUGUACUGAAUGAGAACUGACUAAAUUUGACCGUGCUGCCCAGCUUGUCCCA
Messenger RNA from Triticum aestivum (bread wheat), 1295 nucleotides. RefSeq names its product peroxisome biogenesis protein 22. Lineage: Eukaryota; Viridiplantae; Streptophyta; Magnoliopsida; Poales; Poaceae. The record is from RefSeq and is a predicted model, not a curated record. Gene Ontology annotation, biological process: peroxisome organization.